Molecule: messenger RNA, 327 nt
Organism: Aspergillus calidoustus
Lineage: Eukaryota; Fungi; Ascomycota; Eurotiomycetes; Eurotiales; Aspergillaceae
Source: the annotation of a GenBank genome assembly
AUGGAUUUUGCAGGUGGUGGUGCGAUCUCGAUUCAGAGCGGGAUUCGAUGGACGCGCGUUGUGGGAUUUUCGAGCGAAAAGGAGGAUGGUGUUCCUGUGCUGAAAUUCGACGGCGACGAGAAAGAACAAGUUGAACACUUACCGACUGAUGGAUAUGUGCCGAACGGCUGGAUGGAUGGUUGUCGAAAGUCGAAGGGUCGAACGAUUCCUCUCACGGCCUGCGGUUCGGGGAGGGCGAAAAUGUUCUGCUGUGGGCAGCUAAGCGAGGGCGGCGAGUGGGUGACCAGUCACGAAGGUCGAGGGCCCCGGAUCGGAGAAACCACGUAA